AGGGAGCUAUCCAGGGAUCCCUGGCGUGCUGGCAGCUCGCGGUCUCCCAUUCUGCAAAAUUCGUUAUAUAAUAGAUGACAGCCGGGCUUUCGUUGCUGUUGCUGUUGCUGUUGCUGUUGCUGUUGUUGCUGUUGCUGUUACAGAGAAGCCAGUUUCUAGGUUCCAACCACUGUUAUUUCAUUAGAAGUUGUGAUGCUGAAUUAGGCAAAUAGGUUCAUUUUAGGCAUUUUGCAUUUCAUCUAGGAUGACUUAAUGCCUCGAUUUCCUUUGCACUCAGUACUCAGAGAGGGAUGGAGAAAGGGAGAGAAGCCCAAACGUGGGAAAUGAUUUGGGGGGAGGGGGGGAAGAAAAAGAAUAAAUGACUGCAUGUCAUAAUUGACAGAAAGGUUUUAGGUGAAAAGCGAUUUCAUUAUCCAGAAGCACACGGGUCCUGACUUCCGGGCUGGGGAUUUAAGAUCUCUUUGGAAGACAGCUGGGGAAUCCCUGCCAGUGACUAUUAAUCCUUUCCAGGCCCAGAGGGGCACCAGCUAGCUGACCUUCAGGACGGGCUGGUGGACAGCAGCGGUGACUUGGGCACUGGGAGCGGAGACGGAGGCGGCGGCGGAGGCGGUAGCAGCAGCAGCGGCGGCGGCGGCGGCAGCAGUAGCGGCGGCGUCAGGCUCGGAGUGACCCCGGUAGCGGCAGCAGCAACUGCAGCGGUAGCAGCUAAAAGUCCCGCGCGGCGCCCACCGGCCGGCGUCAGCACCAUGGACAGCUCAGGUGCCUCAUCUCCAGACAUGGAAUCCAACUAUGGUGGAGGUCUGCUUGACAUGGUAAAAGGAGGAGCAGGGAGGCUCUUUAGUAACCUAAAGGACAACCUCAAAGACACCAUUAAAGACACUUCUUCUAAAGUCAUGCAGUCGGUCGCCAGUUAUACUAAAGGAGAAUUAGACAUUUCCUACAUUACCUCUAGAAUCAUUGUGAUGUCCUUUCCUGCAGAAGGAGUUGAAUUAGGAUUCAGGAAUCAGAUAGAAGAUGUCCGAACCUUUUUGGAUUCCAGGCAUCCUGAUCAUUAUACAGUAUUCAAUCUAUCACCCAAAUCCUAUCGCAGUGCCAAGUUUCAUAACAGGGUCUCAGAAUGCAGCUGGCCGAUGCGACAAGCACCGAGUCUACACAAUCUCUAUGCUGUGUGUAAGAACAUGCACAAUUGGCUUCAGCAGAACCCCAAGAAUGUCUGUGUCAUCCACUGCAUGGAUGGACGUGCUGCAUCGGCAGUUCUUGUUAGUGCAAUGUUUUGUUUCUGUCAUCUCUUCUCUAAUCCAGUCCCUGCCAUUCAGUUGCUAAAUGCAAAGCGACCUGGAAUCGGACUCUGGCCAUCCCAUAGGAGAUACAUAGGAUAUAUUUGCGACCUCAUAGCUGAUAAACCCGUCAUUCCCCACUGCAAACCUCUCACAGUUAAAUCGGUCACUCUCAGUCCUGUCCCUUGUUUCAACAAACAGAGGAAUGGAUGUCGUCCAUUUUGUGAUAUACUCAUUGGAGAAACCAAAAUAUUUACAACUUCCUUGGACUAUGAACGAAUGAAAGAAUUCCGGGUCCAGGAAGGCAAGGUUGUCAUUCCAUUGGGUGUCACAGCUCAUGGCGACGUGGUGGUGUCUGUUUACCACAUGAGAUCGACCAUCGGGGGACGAUUACAGUCCAAAAUGACCAAUACUCAAAUAUUCCAGAUUCAGUUCCAUACGGGAUUUGUACCACUGGGCACAACAGUGUUGAAAUUCACUAAGCCCGAGUUGGAUGCAUGCGACUCUCCAGAAAAAUACCCCCAGCUGUUCCAUGUGAUUUUGGAGGUCGAAAUUGAACCCAAUGACAGACAGACGGAUUUAACACCUCCAUGGGAAAAUUUCUCCACAAAAGAUAUUAGUCCCAGCAUCCUCUUCUCCUCUCACCAGGAGCAACAAGACACUCUGGCCUCAGCAGGUAGAGCCUCAGCAGAUACUCCUCAAGACAACCCACGGCAUGCUGGUCAAGGGGCUUUCUUUUCAUCUCUCAACUGGCAAGAUCAGAAAUCUGACAAGGCCAGCAGUCACCCCACCUCUGAAGACCGAGCUGCCCUAGUACAUGAGGAGAGUGAACAAUCAGAUGAUGAGCUCCUAUCUCUCUCAAGCCAGCACAGUAAUGCCAGUGGGGACAAACCCCCUGGACCAUCGAAGCAUAACAAAAAGCCACAAGAGGCACCUCCCCCUCCACCCUCUGAAGAUGUGGACCUUCUGGGGCUCGAGGGAAGUCCCAGCAAGACUUUCUCUUCUCAGCCCAUGGCUCCCCCCACCAAUUCAGACUUGUUGAAUGACCUAUUUGGGAGUGGAGGCACAACAGCAUCUGCUCAGGCUGCACCGCCAGGGGUGGAGGAUGUGUUCCAUCCAAGUGGCCCAGGAUCAGCCCACUCAACACCCAGACGAUCUGCAGCUUCUGGCUCACCAUCUCCUUCCUCGAGAGCAGGAGAAGCUGCAACCUUUGACCCAUUUGGAGCUCCCUCCAAACCAUCUGGUCCAGAUUUACUGGGUUCUUUUCUGAGCACAACAAAUGCCUCUAGUGAUCCCUUUCUUCAGGCCAGAAGUCCUUCACCUACAAUUCACAGUGACCCCUUUAAUUUAGCUUCCAGCACACCCACUGUUUCCAUCCAGCCAGAUGUUUCAGGUGGUUGGGACUGGCCCAGUAAACCAGGUGGUUUUGGAAUGGGAAGCAAGUCAGCUGCCACCAGCCCCACAGGCUCAAUGCACAACACCCCCACACAUCAGAACAAGCCACAGUCUCUGGACCCGUUUGCUGACCUUGGCACACUUGGUGCAAAUUUAGCAGGUAGUUCUUCAUUCGCCAGCAAGCCUACCACGCCAACUGGGUUAGGUGGAGGAUUCCCCCCUCUUAGCUCACCACAGAAGCCAUCUCCCCAGCCAAUGGGUGGGGGAUGGCAGCAGGGGUCCAGCUACUCAUGGCAGCAAACCCAACCCAAGUCACAGCCCAGCAUGCCCCAUGCCUCUCCCCAGAACAGACCGAACUACAAUGUAAGCUUCUCAUCAAUGCCAAGUGGUCAGAACGACCGUGGAAAAGGACCUUCUAAUUUGGAAGGGAAAUCCAAAACAGCUGAUUUUGAGGACCUGCUGUCUGGCCAAGGCUUCAAUGCUCACAAAGAUAAGAAGGGGCCCAGAACAAUAGCUGAAAUGAGAAAGGAAGAAAUGGCAAAAGAUAUGGACCCUGAGAAACUGAAGAUCCUAGAAUGGAUAGAAGGAAAGGAGAGGAACAUCAGGGCACUGCUAUCCACCAUGCACACGGUGCUAUGGGAAGGAGAGACCAAGUGGAAGCCUGUGGGCAUGGCUGACCUGGUCACUCCUGAGCAGGUGAAGAAGGUCUACAGGCGGGCUGUGCUUGUGGUACAUCCAGACAAAGCCACAGGGCAGCCAUAUGAACAAUACGCCAAGAUGAUCUUCAUGGAACUCAAUGACGCCUGGUCAGAAUUUGAAAAUCAAGGCCAAAAGCCCUUGUAUUAACCUGUUCUUUCCUCUGUCUCUGCUACAGACCCAGGAUAAUGCUUCUUUCUCUUGUCCCGUUGGAGAUUUUCACAGAUGAACCCAAAUGAGACAUUCUCCCAACAGCAAAGAGUUAAAUUUUCUGCCUGUCACUUCCUGAUGAAUAAAGAAACGGGAGGUUAGGAUUCCAGAAGUGAUCACCUUAUACCUUCCAGAAUGUUAUAGAUAUGUGACAUUGGAGAUCCAAUGACUAUACUCCAUAGCCCUAUGGAAACUGAGGCACUACAUAUAGAACAGAGGAUUCUAGAUAGUAUAUACCAAACAGAUAGUAAAGAGUUAGGGUUGGGGAGGGGAGAUGAUAUACCAUGUAUGACCUUCAUCUCCUUGUCUAAGAAGGGAUACAAUUUUUACACUUUAGGGAAAAGGGUACAAAAAUUUGCGUAAGGAAUUCACUCUGAUGCAUAGUUUGGCUUUUUUUUUUAGGUUGGUUUUUAGAUUGUCUCAAAAAGAUGUCUUCCAUGUCACUGGGUCAGACAAACAAGCAGAACUAAAUGGUUUGGAUAUCUUAUUUCUGCCUAGAGCAUCGUUCUGUAGAGUUAUAUUGGCCCAUAAGCCAUUUGUGGCCCAUUUGAAAGUAGUGUGAAACUUGGGGAGAUUUAACUCCAUUAUGAUAACAACUAAUUAUCACUUGAUUUGGCUGGAUAAAUGAAAUCCAAUAGAGCACCUCAAAGGUCCCUGUCCCUACAAAGAGGGUUAAAGUCCUCAGGAACAUUGCUUUUGUUUAAGCUUUGGUUAAUAAUCUUUUUAAAAACCUACCGUUGACUAAUUUUAUGCCAGAGGGAGAGGAACUUUUUUUAUUUUUUAAUCCAGGGGUUAUAUUGCCCCAGGAUUUUUAUUCUAAUCAUUUUUUUUUCCUGGUCACAAAUGUUGUCCUUGGCUUGAAGUAGGUUCUGAAGGAGUUGGCCUUGUCUCCAACUUAAACAAAAUUUGCAUUCAGAAGAAACUGUCUUCUGUAGGUUUUUGAGGAUCUGAUAAAGAAAGAAUGGAAAGGAUCAGUACUUAGCAAGCAUCACUUGGAAAACUUCACAUUUACUUCCAGACUAAGUCAAAUGAUUUCCCAGUGCUUCCUUGCCUAUCAUUCACCUCAGGAAAGUCUAGACCCUUCCCCCACUCCAUAGCUCCUUCUAGAGGAUUAAUUGGCAUGAAAGGAGUAGGAGACCCCAAAGUGGGACCAUUCACAUGCUUAUACAUGGGAAGGCCACAAAUGGAAGCUGCCUCACCCUCCUCCAAGCUGGAGUUCAGGACAGCAUUAAGAACAGUUGGUUUUCUCAAAAAAAAAAAUCCUGGGUCGACCCAAUGUCACCUCCUCUUUCUUUACUUCAUCGAUAAAGUAGGUCCAACAGACAGACCAGAAGAUUUGUGGACUCAUUAUUUAGGGAAAAUUCCAUCUCAAAGACCAUGGAAAUAUUUCUCAAGUUGAUGUUUUUAAAGACAAUCAUUUCUUUUCCCAUUGUAAUUUCCUUACAGCAUUGAAAAUACUGAAAAAGCAGCAUGCCAGAAUACAUUCUGUUUGGUAGGGCACUGCUCUUCCUCCUCCUCUUCAUCAUUGAAUUCCCUUCUUACUCCCCUUUCUGGUGUAUAGGGUCCAUAUUUAUUUACUUCCAUCGACUGAUGAUGUGAAACCUUCACAUAGUGUUAUUCCCACCUUCCCUUCUAUACAAACAUAAAGCAUUUGGGGUAACCAUAACCAACUGGAUGUUAUUUAUUAACCCAUUCCAAAACAAUGUUUUGGUCUAGUCUGUGCUUGUCCUCUUUGAAACUGGAAUGUGAGCCAUGGUCCUGUGACUUGUUUUGUUCUCAUCCCCAUCUUGUAGAUACUGUGUGACUGACGCCUAUAUAAUAUUACUACUAAUAAAAGAAAAAGGAUCUCCUGUGGAUGUAAUGUAAAUUUUGAAAUGAUAGAAGUCUAGUAGCUUUGUAUCAUGUAUGGGAUAACCCAUCAGUGUCCGUAGCUCCCAACACCAUUACCUUUAUGUACUCAGCAAAGAGAGAGAGGCUCUUUCCUGACCUGAAACAUUUGGGUUUCCCGCCACCAUGUUUGCUUUCUGGAUGCAUUAAGAUUCUGGACCCCCGGCUGAUCUCGAAACUCAACAUACACGGCACAAGAGGUUUUUGCAUUCCUUUCCAACAUUUGGUAGCGACAGCUUGCUGAUGUUCAGGUCAACUGUUCACUAAGGAAAAAAUAUUGUAAUAUAUAUUUUUUUGUAAAUAUACUCUACACAAUGAAAUGUG
This is a messenger RNA of Dromiciops gliroides (monito del monte), 5789 nucleotides long. It is a transcript of the gene DNAJC6, whose product is annotated as DnaJ heat shock protein family (Hsp40) member C6. Gene Ontology annotation, biological process: clathrin-dependent endocytosis; synaptic vesicle uncoating. The transcript is spliced from 20 exons. Gene Ontology annotation, cellular component: postsynaptic density; cytoplasm; vesicle. NCBI's taxonomy places the organism in Eukaryota, Metazoa, Chordata, Mammalia, Microbiotheria, Microbiotheriidae. Gene Ontology annotation, molecular function: clathrin binding. Bases 747 to 3518 code for a protein of 923 amino acids. The record is from RefSeq and is a predicted model, not a curated record.